Molecule: messenger RNA, 2574 nt
Organism: Eruca vesicaria subsp. sativa (arugula)
Lineage: Eukaryota; Viridiplantae; Streptophyta; Magnoliopsida; Brassicales; Brassicaceae
Source: the annotation of a GenBank genome assembly
AUGGCGUCAACGCCGCCUCACCGGUCCAUGACCACCACCAACACCCACCCUCAGAUCCGCCAACAACCCAACCCCACACACCGUCCAUGGCUCCCCCAACGCCUCCCCUCCCACCCUCGCCACACCCGCGCCGUCACCUCAGCUCCCCCCUCCUCCUCCGCCGUCUCCGCCCCUUCCUCCACAAAGUUUCCACCUUUACAAACCCCCAAGUCCGCCUCCUCCGAUUUCUCCGGCCGCCGCUCCACCCGCUUCGUCUCCAAGAUGCAUUUCGGCAGACCCAAGACCUUAUCUUCCUCCCGCCACAGCUCCGCCGCCGAAGAGGCUCUCCAGAGCGCUAUCAGCUUCUCCGGCGACGACGAGACUUUCCAAGCUUUGAUCUUUAGCUUUGAAUCCAGCCUCCGCGGCUCUGAUGACUACACUUUCAUCCUCAGGGAGCUUGGGAACAGAGGUGAGUGUGAUAAAGCCGUUAGAUUUUACGAGUUCGCCGUGGCGCGUGAGGGGAGGAAGGUGGAGCAAGGGAAGUUAGCGAGUGCGAUGAUUGGUACUCUUGGUAGGUUAGGGAAAGUGUCUAUCGCUAAGAGAGUCUUUGAAGGUGCUUUAGCUGGUGGGUAUGGGAACACUGUUUACGCCUUCUCGGCUAUUAUAAGCGCUUAUGGGAGAAGUGGGCUUUAUGAGGAAGCUAUUGGUGUGUUCAACUCUAUGAGAAGCUAUGGUUUGAGAGCUAAUUUGGUUACUUAUAACGCUGUGAUUGACGCUUGUGGGAAAGGAGGGAUGGAGUUUAAGCAAGUAGCUGAGUUUUUCGAUGAGAUGCAGAGGAACAAUGUGCAGCCUGAUAGGAUUACUUUUAACUCUCUCCUCGCUGUUUGUAGCAGAGGAGGGUUGUGGGAAGCUGCGAGGAAUCUGUUUGAUGAGAUGUCGAAGAGAGGGAUUGAGCAGGAUGUGUUUACUUACAAUACUCUUUUGGAUGCUAUCUGUAAAGGUGGGAAGAUGGAUCUUGCUUUUGAGAUUCUUGCUCAGAUGCCUUCCAAGAGAAUCAUGCCUAACGUUGUGAGUUAUAGUGCUGUCAUCGAUGGGUUUGCUAAAGCUGGGAGGUUUGAUGAGGCUUUGAACUUGUUUGAUGAGAUGAAGUAUCUCGGUAUUGCGUUGGAUAGAGUCUCUUACAAUACGUUGCUUUCGAUAUACACUAAGCUUGGUAGAUCUAAAGAGGCUUUGGAUGUUUUGAGAGAGAUGGCGUCUGUUGGGAUCAAGAAGGAUGUAGUGACUUAUAACGCUCUUCUUGGAGGGUAUGGGAAGCAGAGAAACUAUCUUGAAGUCAAGAAUGUUUUCGCUGAGAUGAAACGGGAGCGUGUGAUGCCUAAUCUACUGACUUACUCGACGUUAAUCGAUGUCUACUCGAAAGGGGGUUUGUAUAAAGAGGCUUUGGAGAUAUUUAAGGAGUUUAAAAGCGCUGGUUUGAGAGCUGAUGUUGUUUUGUACAGUGCAUUGAUUGAUGCAUUGUGCAAGAAUGGGUUGGUGGGUUCUGCUGUUUCUUUGAUCGAUGAGAUGACAAAGGAAGGGAUCAGCCCUAAUGUUGUAACUUAUAAUUCUAUAAUUGAUGCUUUUGGUCGUUCUGCAACAAUGGAGUGCUUAGCUGAAUCUGGAGAUGGUGGAGUUGGAUCAUCCUCUUUACCUUCUUCUUCUAUAAGUAAAUUGACUGAAACAGAGGAUAAUCAGGUGAUGCAGAUAUUUGGGAAACUAACCAUCGAGAGUAAUAAUAGGGUGAAGAAAGAUUGUAAGGAGGGUAUGCAUGAGCUCUCCUCUAUAUUGGAAGUUAUCCGCAAAAUGCAUCAGCUGGAAAUAAAACCAAAUGUUGUAACCUUUUCCGCUAUUCUGAAUGCUUGCAGUCGGUGCAACUCAUUCGAAGAUGCAUCGAUGCUGCUAGAGGAGCUCAGGCUGUUUGAUAAUCAGGUGUAUGGUGUUGUUCAUGGACUUCUCAAGGGUCACAGAGAGAAUGUGUGGCUCCAGGCUCAGAGCUUAUUCGACAAAGUAAACGAAAUGGAUGGUUCCACUGCUGCUGCCUUCUACAAUGCUCUUACCGACAUGCUCUGGCACUUUGGUCAGAAACGUGGAGCGCAACUGGUGGCGCUUGAGGGAAGGUCUAGACAAGUUUGGGAGAACGUGUGGUCUGAGUCUUGCUUGGACUUGCACCUUAUGUCUUCUGGUGCUGCACGUGCAAUGGUCCAUGCUUGGUUGCUUAACAUACGCUCCAUUGUCUAUGAAGGUCAUGAGUUGCCUAAACUUUUGAGCAUAUUGACUGGUUGGGGGAAACACAGCAAAGUGGUUGGAGAUGCAGCACUAAGGCCAGCGGUUGAAGCGCUUUUGAGGGGAAUGGACGCACCGUUCUACCUUUCAAAAUGCAACAUGGGACGGUUCACAUCAAGCGGUUCGGUGGUAGCAACUUGGCUGCGUGAAUCAGCCACACUCAAACUCUUGAUCGUCCAUGACCACAUAGCCACCAAAGGUGGUAGCACAACAAAGAGAUCAACAGAAGAGCAUGAACAAACCUCUCUCACUUUGCAGCCUCUUCUUUUGUAG